Messenger RNA from Peronospora matthiolae, 315 nucleotides. The record is from the annotation of a GenBank genome assembly. NCBI's taxonomy places the organism in Eukaryota, Oomycota, Peronosporomycetes, Peronosporales, Peronosporaceae.
AUGGAUGCUCCUACGACGGACAAUAACGCAGGCUACGCGCGUGUGAGGGUAAAAGAAAGGAAAAGUGCCUUGCCUAAUAGAAGACCCGACAGCUUUGGAAGGAAACUAAUGUUGCAGCACUUCUCGGAAGCUACCAUACAGCUCGUUUGGAAAUCGAAGCAGAGCAAGCGUCAAGCACAAAAACGUAAACGUAUUGUAACGCAAAAUGGGGCUUCGUCGCUUGGAUCAGUAGACUUGAAACAAGCCACGGACAAUUACAUGCUUGCCACCUACCGCGAAGGACGACGCAAUCUAGAAGAGACGGUUAGGGAAUAG